Molecule: messenger RNA, 1661 nt
Organism: Diorhabda sublineata
Lineage: Eukaryota; Metazoa; Arthropoda; Insecta; Coleoptera; Chrysomelidae
Product: myrosinase 1-like
Exons: 9
Coding region: 26-1516 (496 amino acids)
Biological process (GO): carbohydrate metabolic process
Molecular function (GO): beta-glucosidase activity
Source: RefSeq, a predicted model, not a curated record
UAUUAGAGCAACAAAACGCAUCAAAAUGGCUAUACUUAGAAGAUUUACCUUGUUAUGUGCUUUAGUACACAUGUGUGUCACGACUGAAUAUGUUCUUAACAAUAAACCUUUUCCGAAAAAUGAGGGAUUCACUUUUGGUACUGCUACUGCCGCCUACCAGAUAGAAGGAGGUUGGAAUGAAGAUGGAAAAGGAGAAAGUAUGUGGGAUAGAUUUACACAUCUAUUUCCUGAAAAAAUCAUGGAUAAAUCUAAUGGGGAUAUUGCUUGCGACACUUAUCAUAAAUAUAAAGAAGAUAUUGAAAUUUUGAAAGAUCUUGGUGUAACUCAUCAUCGAUUUUCCAUUUCCUGGCCGAGAAUUCUACCCAAUGGUUUGGUCAAUCACAUCAAUCAAAAGGGUAUAGACUUUUACAAAAACUUUAUCAAACUACUGAAAGAAAAUAACAUAGAACCAGUAGUAACCCUAUCUCAUUGGGAUAUCCCAGAAAUUCUACAAGAACAAGGAGGGUUCCAAAACUAUAACUUCCCCGAUUGGUUUUCCAACUAUUCUAGAAUCUGCUUCGAAAAUUUCGGAGACGAUGUUAAAUAUUGGAUUACUUUCAAUGAACCUACUAUCCAAUGUACUGGUUACGGGCAAAACUUUUAUAUUCCCUUCGUCGCUCCCUUCGCUCCAGGAUAUAACUUGACCACCGUAGGAGGAGAAUACGUGUGUAUGCAUAAUUUGAUCAGAUCACACGCUGCAGCUUAUCACCUUUACCAAAAAGAAUUCAAAGCCAGGCAAAACGGAAAACUCACCAUAGCUAACGCUGCUUGCCGUUGCUAUCCCGCUAGCGACAGCCGUGAAGAUAUUGAAGCAGCUGAUAGGUGCAUGCAAUUUUCGUUGGGAUGGGUACUUCAUCCAAUUUACUAUGGUGAUUACCCCGAAGUUAUGAAAGAACGUAUCGACUACAGAAGUAAAAUUCAAGGGUAUCCCGAAUCUCGUUUACCUAAAUUCACAUUAGCUGAAAGACAACUUAUUAGGAAAACAUCAGACUACGUAGCUAUCAAUGCUUACUAUACAACUUACGCUAAAAGCACACCUGAAAAAGAAAUAAACGAUAUCAGCCCUUACAGUGAUGCAAAACUUACGGUAACUUUUGCAGAGGGACUCGGGAAUACUGACGGAAUGGGUGAUUUAUUACUUUGGGCUCAUAACGAAUAUGGAAAACCAGAUAUUUUUAUAACAGAAAACGGUUUGGGAUUGGAAACUGCUUCAUUAGAAGAUGAUGAUCGUCUCACCUUCUUGAAGUAUUCAUUAAGUCACUUCAGAGACGCAAUGGAUGCCGGUGUUAACUUAUUGGGUUACACGGUUUGGAGUUUAAUGGACAACUUCGAAUGGUUUAUCGGCUACAAUACAAAAUAUGGAAUCUAUCAAGUUGAUUUUAACAGCCCCAACAGAACGAGAGUAGCAAGAAAAUCCGCCGAAUGGUAUAAACAAUUCAUUCAAACACCAUGUGUUCACCUUAACUGCACUCUUUAAAUAAAUGAAUUUCUAUAAGACUGUUUUCAGGACUCCAGGUGUAUUUAUAUAGUAUAAUCAAUGUACAGUUUUAUAUUUUAAUAUUAAACUGCGUAUACCUGGUUAUUUUGUAUCUAGAAUAUAACAAUAAAUAUGUUUAUCAUUA